GGUCCACUUUGGAGGCGCCUUAAGACGAAGAACGACAUAUUCCAUACACAUGUCUGUCUGUAUGUAUCUUCUUCUGUACUAGCAACUUUCUCCUCCGAUCAUUACCAGGUAUCUUUGGAUCACCAGAUUUAUGGUUUCAAAAAUGAGAGUGUACGAUGUUUUGGAACAUUCGUGCCGAAACGUUAUUCGCUAAGCAUGAGAGCUAAAGGUCUUACUCAAAAGCCUGCACAGCUUUCUUGUUCCUCCUGCUAUUGAUAGGAUACGAUAAACUUUUAUGGGGGCUUUUUGGAGCAUGUCACGUACCCCUGACACCACCAGCAUGUACAUGGAGGUUUCUUCAGCUAAAACCUUCAAGAGGCAAAUGAUUUCAUCUGUCUACUGCGAGGAGAACUUAAGAUUGAUUCCUACUCUUCCUGACGAGAUAUCAAUCCGCAUUUUUGCUAGAGUUCCAAGAAUUUGGUACUUCAACAUGAGGCUGGUGGCGCGUAACUGGAAGGCAGUCAUGGUGAGCCCUGAGUUAUUCAAUUUGAGAAAAGAACUUGGCACGACAGAGGAGUGGCUAUACUUGCUUACCAAGUUUGAAGAUGACAAGCUCUUCUGGCAUGCUCUUGAUCCUCGGUCAAAAAAAUGGCAAAAAUUGCCGCCAAUACUAAAUGGUUUUUAUCAAGAUGAUUACAAGAAGGGUCUGUACGGACUUUUGAUGCGGAGCAUGGCGGGGCAAAGUAGUAACUUUACCAACAUAAUUAGGGGAUGGGUUGGUCGAAAGCAUGCAUCCGGGCUGGUACCUUUAACUGGUUGUGCUACCGGAAUGGCUAAUGGAUGCCUUUAUGUCCUAGGAGGAUUCUCAAAAGCUUGUGCUAUGAGAUGUGUUUGGCGAUAUGAUCCGAUUAUGAAUGUGUGGAGUGAAGCGACUCCCAUGUCUGUAGGUAGGGCAUAUUGCAAGACAAGCAUUUUGAACAAUAAGCUUUAUGUUGUUGGUGGGGUUAGUCAUCGGAGCCUUGGUGGAUUGGCUCCUUUGCAAUCGGCUGAAGUUUUUGAUCCUUGCACGGGUAACUGGUCCGAGUUACCAAGCAUGCCCUUCUCAAAAGUUCAGGUUGCACCAGCUGCCUUUUUGGCUGACAUGCUAAAGCUGAUUGCCACUGGGAUGACUUCGUACAAGGGGAGAUUAUGUGUUCCUCAGAGUUUGUGUUCUUGGCCAUUCUUUGUCGAUGUUGGAGGAGAUGUUUAUGAUCCAGAAACGAAUUGUUGGGGUGAAAUGCCGAUCGGGAUGGGGGAAGGGUGGCCUGUGAGGCAGGCAGGGACCAAAUUGAGUGUUGUGGUAGAUGGGGAGUUGUACGCAUUGGACCCUUGUACUUCACUCUGUAGUGGGAAAAUAAAGGUGUAUGAUGAGAAAGAGGAUGCUUGGAAAGUGGUUAUUGGAAAAGUUCCUAUGUGUGAUUUUUUGGAGUCAGAAUAUCCAUAUUUACUCACGGGUUUUCAUGGGAAGCUUCAUGUCAUCAUGAAAGAUGAAAAUCGUAAAGUUGUAGUUAUGCAAGCUGAUCUAUGCAAUAAUACUGCUUAUUCUUCUGCUUCAUCCUCAUCAACUUCUCUAGCUUGUGCUAGAUCCUCUGUUGAACAUUCGAAUUCAAUGGCAGAAUCAGAAACGGUUGUUUGGAAGGUCAUUGCUCCAACAAAUUUUGGGUCUGCUGAACUAGUGAGCUGUCAAGUUGUUGAUAUUUAGCAUUGGAUUUGUUGGAUGGCUAGCCUUUCUUGGAGAUCGAUUAUUUCUUUGCAAAAAGGAAAAGGAGAAUCAGAUUCAGAUAGUAUAUUUAUUUCGUGUUUGGUAUUCAAGUUAGGUGGUGUUAAGCUUUCCUCUGCUCUCUUUACAUUGUUGAUGAUGUGAUCUUUUUCUUCCAAGUUUCAAAUUCUACCAGAUGAAGAACAAGAAACCAGCUAAGUUUCCCAUAAGCGCUUCGAGGAACAGUUUUCUUUUUUUUAAAGUAUAUCUUUUGGAAAGAACCUACGACCUUUGGUAAUAUGUACUAGCAGAUUCUAUCGACAUAUUGACCUAACAUAGUAGAAUAAGCAUCAUGAUAAAUAAAUCUUAUUAUUCCAGUA
Rhododendron vialii is the source of this 2097-nucleotide messenger RNA. Its product is annotated as F-box/kelch-repeat protein At1g22040-like. The transcript has 4 exons. Gene Ontology annotation, molecular function: protein binding. The coding region runs from base 275 to 1720 and encodes 481 amino acids. NCBI's taxonomy places the organism in Eukaryota, Viridiplantae, Streptophyta, Magnoliopsida, Ericales, Ericaceae. The record is from RefSeq and is a predicted model, not a curated record.